CAGAGCAGGAACAGACUGGCAAGCCUUUAGCUUGGGAGAAGCAGCACUCACACUCCCUUUAUUCCCUGAACUUGGGCUUCAGCGGGAAGAAGCUAGUUUUCUUCCCUAGUUCCUGGGUCAAGGCAUCAGAAGCAGCCAGGGAAACUCCAAGCCACCUAAAGUCCCUGGCUGGGAGCUGUGUUCCCCUCCUCCACUCUGUCUCCCCCGCCCCCCGGAUGUCCACCAUGGAGAGCAAGGGUGAGAUCAGCGACACAGACAGCGGCAUCAUCCUGCAGUCUGGUCCUGACAGCCCAAUUUCCCCAAUGAAGGAGCUGACCCAUGCAAUGCGGAAGCAGCAGCGAGCUCUGGAAGAACAUCUGGAGUUAUGUCUGGAGGAAUUAAAGAAACUCUGUCUUCGAGAAGCAGAGCUGACAGGCACAUUGCCACAGGAGUAUCCCCUCAAACCAGGAGAAAAGGCCCCUAAAGUUCGAAGGAGGAUUGGAGCAGCUUACAAACUGGAUGAACAGACCUUGCGAAGAGAGGAUCCUCUGAGCAGCCUGGAACAGGAGCUGGCGCUGCAGCUGCAGAUCGCAGAGGCGGCCCGGCGUCUCUACAAAGAGGAGAACCUUACUAAACAGAUCCGAAGGCGGAGGAAGCAUGCCGUGCUGCAGGAGGAGAAGAAGCUCCGGGAGCUAGAACACAGCCUCCAUGAGCGUAGGCUGAGUAGUGGGUGUACACCCCUUUCUCCUGCCACCAUGCUCAGGGGAGAGCUGAGUACUUCUGAUGACAGCUCCCUGUCUGACGCAGUGCUAUUGGAAGAAGAAGAAGCCCAAUUGCCAAAACCUGUUCCAGAGUCCCCAGCACCGCCUACCAGGGCCCUCCCACCCCAGCGGCUCGAAGGGUUGAAGCCAGCAGUGCCUGAAACAGGGGGUCCAGAGCGCUCUCCAAUCCAGAAUACCCCCUGGAAGGAAACUAGUUUGGACCAUCCGUAUGAGAAGCCCAAGAAAUCACCCUCAGACCUUGAAAGCGAGUCCAGCAGCCCAGCCACGACACCCCAGGAUGGGCCAAGCUCCAUCAGCCCCUGGGUGCUGGAAGCACCCACAUAUCAUGUGGUCCCACUCCGAAAUAUUCCUGGACAAGUUCAAGGCCGGGCAAGUGCCCCUGCUACUCCAGAGAUUCAGGGAAGACGGGGACAAUCCCAGUCUCUAAGGGUAGAUUCCUUCCGAGUGUGCCCAGAAGGCCGGGGCCGAAGCGCUAUCCCUCGUCGGCGUCCCACACACUAUACAGUGACUGUACCUGACUCUUGCUUCCCUUCAGCAAAGCAUCCCCUGCCCCCCCACCCUGCCUAUCACUCUGGCUCUGAAGAUAGCAGCUCUGAUGUCUCCAGCAUUUCUCACCCCACCUCUCCAGGCAGCAGCAGCCCAGACAUCUUCUUGCGGCCCAUGUCCCCAUCUGAUCAGUUUUGCUCUCGGAGAACCUGGGUCUCUGCUGAUGGACGUGAGCUGGCAGCUUAUUGCCCUAAGUUGCUGCUCCCAUCUGGAUAUUUCCCAGCAGAGAGGUAUGUAAUGGUGGCAGACAGGCAACAAGUACCCGCUGGAUGGGAGCUUUGCCGCCUCGGACCUGGUGCCAUCUAUGAUGAAGACGGAACAUUUCUGCGCUACCAGCGACUAGUACCUUCUCACAGCCGGAUUGUGAGGACACCGUCCUUGAAGGACAGCCCUGCGGGCCGGGGACUCAGCAAGGCAGCUGUGUCAGAGGAACUCAAGUGGUGGCAUGAGCGGGCACGGUUACGGAGUGCCCGUCCGCAUUCACUAGACCGGCAGGGAGCCUUUCGCAUGAGGAGCCUCCCUCCGAGCAGAGAGAGUUUUGGGAGAGUCAUGGGGAGAACACAGGUACAUGUGCUGAAGAGGACAUCUGAGGGAACCCCUAUGCAAGUCUAUGUACCAGAGAAUGGAGAAAUCAUCAGCCAAGUAUAAUACUGUGGCUCUCCCUCUCGUGAUUAUGGAGUGCUACUAUCCCACUGCUGGGAGAGCACCUUGGACUGGAGUGGGCUGACUGGAAUAGGCUUCAUCCUGUACCCUAAGCCCACCCUGGCACCUCUCCCUACACUCAUUGCAGGUCGAUGAGCAAGACGUCUUCUCAGACUUCCUCUGAUUUUGGUCUAGGAAGCCUGGCCUGAAAUUUUAUACUUCUGUGUUAUUCUCAAAAAUUUUAUUAUGUUCUGCUUUAUCCUGUCUGACUGUCUGUUAACGUUUUGCUGUCUCAAUCAUGAGGGAGCCCCCUAUGUUAAGGUUGUUUCAAAGGGCGUCAACAGAAGCCAACUAUGUCCAUGGCUCUCUCUGUUAGAGAUCAGACAUCUCCAAAACCCAUGGUGGGGAGAAGGUUACAGGUGUCUCCAAAUCCUCAUGUCUCUACAGGUCCCACGAUCCUGAUGGGGUGGACUAUUUUUUUGCUUUCUCUCUCUUAGUAAUGUGCUCUGUGAUGCACAGCCCAAGUAAUGGAUUUCUUAGCCCACAGAUCCAUUAAAAGAGCAAUUUCUUGUCACUUAACUUGGAAAGAAAAAAAAGGAAAAGAAUAAAAUGUGACUGGUUUGGCAAGUCUCCAAACUCAGUUUCCACUUGCUAUCUCCACCUCCCACCAUGGAGCUCAGUAACGUGACCUUCCCCAAGCUGUAAGAUCUCAUCUUCUGCUUGGAUUUCAGGGCACUGCAUUUGGAACUGUCCAUUAAGAAGGCAAAGUUUUGUUAACCACACUGGCUCUUGGUGGAGGAUGACAUAGGGGGAAAUCUGUGUUGAUUGUAUAACCACUAUGGGAAAUGAGGGUAAAUAAACCUAUGUUUACAUCCUUUGCUUAAACAGAGCAAUCUGCAGAACCUGUUCUAGGACAUGAGAGCUAGGAAGGAAAUCACAGAGGAGAGAGGAGGAAUGCUUUAUACCUAGCACCAGCCAGGAACCAGUGCUUCCCACUAGGUUAAACUAAGGAUUUAAAGGCCUCAGGACUUGGAUGUUAGACUGAAGAAGGACAUCAGGGUCUUAUAGGAAAAGAAAAGGGUUUCUACUUAAUUGCACUAAGGGUUCCAUAGGGAGACCCAAGGGUAGGGGAAGGGUAGGCCCUAUAAUUGCAUGAUUUAUGUGCCAACUCUUGUUCCUUCCCUACUUCUCAAGACUGGUUCUGAUAAUCAGCUUUAACUUCUUUUCUAGACUUCAUCUUCCCCCACAACCAGAGACCACUCCACCUUCUCAUUUCCUUUUUUUUUUUUAAUCACCCCAAUGUGUGUCUUUUCCUCACCCUGAAAUGUCUCCUCCUCAGUAGCUCCCAAAACCGAGCCAGCCAGGUCCCAGGGACCUCCCUACCACAGAAGUCUUUCUCUAUUUACUUCUUGGUUCUCCAUAGCCCCUGACGGCUUCAUAAAAUGACCUUUUCUCCAGCUGUGGGGUUGGAACUGUGUGGGGUGUAGUAUCAAAUUCUCCUUAAAUAAAAUGUACUCUUUGUGAUCAUCAUAGCUAAAACUGUGGGGAUAAGGGCUGUCAAGCUCUAAUACUCUGAAGACUGUUUUUUCCCAGGCUGAGGGAAAGCCACUGGCCUUUCUCCAUCUGGUCAGAUUCCCACCCCAGAAAAGUGAGGAUGGAUGGAUCUUUGGGUUUCUUUCUUUUUCUGAUAGGCACAAAAGUAGACUCAGUAAGCCCAUGGGUGUAUCCUUGGCUGCUGGCAGUCCAUCUUUCCUGCCUGCUACAGUCUCUUCCCCACUUCCACCCCCAUUUCUGUCCCAUCUCAUUGAGGAAACCUGUAUAACCAUAUUAGGUCUCACUUGGUCAUUCUUCAAAGAAAUUUUUGUGUCCUUAAAAUUAACUAGUGGUUGAUACUCCGGGUUGGGAUUUUUGGAGACAUUCUCCUACCAUCCUCCUUCCUAUUCCCUUCCCUAUUGGUCCCCUACCAGGCCUCUGUGUGUGUGUGUGUGUGUGUGUGUGUGUGUGUGUGUGAGAGAGAGAGAGAGAGAGAGAGAGAGAGAGAGAGAGAGAGGGAGGUGUAAUCUAGUAGAAAAGAAGUCUUGGGCAUGGAGGGUAGGGGACACUUAAUAAAAUGGAAUUAAAUAAUUUUGACCACUCCUAUUUUUCCCAGAGUUGGGGGGGAUGGGUUAAAGUGUUUUUGUGGUUAUAUUUUAUAGAGACACAGUCCCCUUACUACCAUUCCCUAAGAGAGAAAUAGUUGUUUUCUCCACACAGAGUGUUCCCACUCCCCCAUGGACAGUCCAUGUUUUGGGAGAUGGUCCCUCAGAGAAAUGUUAUGACCUUGAUGCGGGGGUAGGGCAUGAGAAUAAAGUCCCCUCAUGAGUCUGGUGAUAGAGAGGACUGGACUGUAAAGUCCAAGCUAGCUCCCUGGAGGCCUCAGAAUCAGCCAGAGUCAGGAUAAGCAAAAGUCCUUGGUCUGUCUUUAGGGGGAGAAGUGAAAGGCAUGCCACAUGCUCUCCACUGACCAACCUCCCUUCUCCUUGUCCUCCAAAGUGACCCUGACUUGUCUUACUCUACCCCCUAAUCCCUCCUAUAUCUGUAUACACUAAAAGAUCCAGCCAGCAUGGAAUAGUGAGAAGGGCCAUUUUCCAAGCAU
Molecule: messenger RNA, 4584 nt
Organism: Sarcophilus harrisii (Tasmanian devil)
Lineage: Eukaryota; Metazoa; Chordata; Mammalia; Dasyuromorphia; Dasyuridae
Gene: INAVA
Product: innate immunity activator
Exons: 10
Coding region: 216-1955 (579 amino acids)
Biological process (GO): adherens junction maintenance; positive regulation of protein ubiquitination
Source: RefSeq, a predicted model, not a curated record